Messenger RNA from Plasmodium gonderi, 507 nucleotides. Its product is annotated as centrin-2. Gene Ontology annotation, cellular component: centrosome; centriole. Gene Ontology annotation, molecular function: calcium ion binding. The record is from RefSeq and is a predicted model, not a curated record. The coding region runs from base 1 to 507 and encodes 168 amino acids. The transcript is spliced from 3 exons. Gene Ontology annotation, biological process: centriole replication; mitotic cell cycle. NCBI's taxonomy places the organism in Eukaryota, Apicomplexa, Aconoidasida, Haemosporida, Plasmodiidae.
AUGACAGAAAAUACGUCAAUUAGAAGAAGGUAUGAAAAAAGUUUCACAGAAAGACCAGGUUUCACUGAAGAUGAAAUUGAGGAAAUAAGAGAAGCAUUUAAUUUGUUGGAUACCGAUGGAACAGGCACAAUUGACCCAAAGGAAAUAAAGUGUGCAAUGCAAAGCCUUGGGCUAGACGUUAAAAAUCCAAUGAUAUUUAGAAUGAUAGCUGAUUUGGAAAAAGACGGUUAUUCGUCGAUUGAUUUUGAAGAGUUCAUGGAAGUCAUAACAUCCAAAUUGGGAAACAAAGACACACGGGAAGGUAUUCAACGAAUUUUUAAUCUUUUCGAUGAUGAUAAAACAGGAACAAUAUCAUUGAAGAAUUUAAAAAGAGUUGCAAAGGAAUUAGGAGAGACAUUAACGGAUGAGGAAUUGAGGGAUAUGAUUGAUCGUGCUGAUUCAAAAGGUGAGGGUGAAAUUUCAUUCGAAGAUUUUUAUACUAUAAUGACAAAAAAAAGUUUUUUGUAA